Messenger RNA from Mustela lutreola (European mink), 1143 nucleotides. RefSeq names its product mediator complex subunit 29 (gene MED29). The transcript has 4 exons. Gene Ontology annotation, cellular component: mediator complex. Gene Ontology annotation, biological process: regulation of transcription by RNA polymerase II. Gene Ontology annotation, molecular function: transcription factor binding; transcription coregulator activity. The record is from RefSeq and is a predicted model, not a curated record. The coding region runs from base 87 to 689 and encodes 200 amino acids. NCBI's taxonomy places the organism in Eukaryota, Metazoa, Chordata, Mammalia, Carnivora, Mustelidae.
CAAGCGAGGCCUGGAGACCGAGACGCUGAAAAGAAACAGGGAGAAAACCGCUUGUGGCGCACUUCCGGUGCGCUAAACUGAGAAAGAUGGCUGCGUCCCAGCAGCAGGCUGCAGCUGCUUCGUCUGCUGCGGGCGUAUCGGGUCCGGGUUCGUCUGGCGGCCCGGGUCCGCAACAGCAGCCUCAACCACCAGCACAGCUGGUGGGGCCUGCCCAGAGCGGGCUUUUGCAGCAACAGCAACAGGACUUCGACCCGGUGCAGCGUUAUAAGAUGCUCAUCCCGCAGUUGAAGGAGAGUCUACAGACCUUGAUGAAGGUUGCAGCUCAGAACUUGAUUCAGAACACUAACAUUGACAACGGACAAAAGAGCAGUGAUGGACCCAUACAGCGCUUUGACAAGUGUCUGGAAGAGUUCUACGCACUCUGUGACCAGCUGGAGCUCUGCCUGCGCCUGGCCCAUGAGUGCCUGUCCCAGAGUUGCGACAGUGCCAAGCACUCUCCCACUCUGGUGCCCACGGCCACCAAACCGGAUGCAGUGCAGCCUGACAGCCUACCCUACCCGCAGUACCUGGCAGUCAUCAAAGCCCAGAUUGCUUGUGCCAAGGACAUUCACACCGCUCUGCUGGACUGCGCCAACAAGGUUACAGGCAAGACGCCUGCACCACCUACUGGCCCCGGGGGCACCCUGUGAGCUGGCAGGGCUGGGAGUGGGGCGGGCCGCGGGGGGGAAGGGGACAGGGAGGGAAUGAAGAGUGACCUGAAAGCAGCCUUAGUCUCUGCCUUUUCUUCCCGUCUAAGCCCUGUGGCUGGAGCCAGCAGGGGGCAGCAGAGGCCAGCAGGGAGCGGGCAGGGCGGGGCCUCACCGCCUCCAAGCAGCCUGCUCUCCUGCCUAGCCCAGGAUGCACUUUGGACUGUCUAUGGAUGACCUCUUACUAGGGCUCUUCCCCAGCCUGGCCUGGGCAGAGAGCCCAGACCAGCCUCUCUCCUUCAGUCCUUCCUGAUUUUGUCCGUUGGGGGUGGGGUCUCUGUGGUUUGCUGCUUUUUCUAGCUGUCUCUAGUGUGUUUCUAAGGCAUGGGUCAGUUGUUAUCUGUCAUUUGAUCUCUUUUUGUCUCUGUGUCUCUGCCUCUGUGGUCCUGUCUCUGAC